AUGAAUAGUUUUACAACAAACAAACAAAAUAGUAAUAAUAUUAAUAACAAAAACAAAUCAAAGAAAAACAAACAAUUAGUAAAUCAAAGUAAAUCAAAUAAUUAAUUAUUAAAGAAUAAUAAUACUAUAAGGAAUACAUUCGUAGGAUUACCAAAUAUUCUUAAAUUUAACCAGGUUAUACACUGCUUUUCAAAACAGAGAAAUACUUAAGUUAGACAAUCAGCAUAAAAACUUCUUAUUAACAUAAAAAUGUCAAUGAACUUCAUUAAUUAAAUUCUCUCCAGUGCAUAGAACAUCAUGUUCAAUUUGCAAUAGAGACCCAACAAUGUGAGCUCACUCUUCUAGCCAGGGAACAAUCCCUCCCUUUAGUCAUCUGCUUAAAGUUUCAUUUAAAAGCAAGAACAUAAUUCAGACAGCUCUUCCAAAAACUCAGAGAAGGAAGACUCUCCUUCUAAGAAUAAACUUUUCAAUAAUAUUCCAAAAAGUGAAGGAAAGUUAAAGAAGAAAGAAAGCAAUAUUAAUGUGAAUGCAUAAAUGUUAAAUGGGAACAAUAGCAAUGGAUUAACAAGCCAGCAAUUAAACAUGCUUUAAUAAUUAAAUUGCAAUCUCCCCAGCAAUAACAAUGGCUUAAAUCAGCUUAACAAUAUGAAUUUAUCUGCUCUUUAAUAGCAAUCUUAACAAAAUUCUGUAAAUUAAAACUUCCCCUCUUUUGAUAUCUAGUCUCUUCAAACAGAAGAAUAGACAAAAUAGCUUCUUCUCACUAAGAUGAUAAUUUAACAAUAAUAGAUGAUCAACCAAUUGCUUUUGAGCAACAAUACCUUGCCUUAACAGAACAUGUAGCUAUAAAAUCAGCAAUAGUAAUAGUAUCAGACAUUGUUACAAUAAUAGCAAUUAAUAUAAUCCCUCUAGCAAGCUCAGACAUCUAAUUUGUUGAACUAAAAUAACUACAUCCCUACUCCUCAACCUGUUGCUGCUCCCCAGCUCAUUUAGUAAACCCCCGUUUCUGCUAGUGUUGUUACUCCUCAAUUAUCAAACAGAUACUCCUCUAUGAAUGCAAAUGACAAAGUACUCACUACAGAAAAUGACGACUCUGAUGACGAAAACGAUAAAUUCAAAAGCCAACUGAAAAAGAGUAUCCGCAAAAGACAGAAAAAAUUGAACAACUGUGGACACCCAGAUCGUGAACAUUACGCUAAAGGCAUGUGCUCAAACUGCUACCACAAAUACGGAAGAACUAAAAAACCUUGGUUAUGUCCUCAUGAAAAACUUUAUGCAUGUGGUUUGUGUCAAAACUGCUACAUUAACAAAUACAAUCAAAGAAAGAGAACUGAAAAUGACGGUCCUAUGGAUGGAAGCGAAAAAAUUGAAAGUGAUGACUAAAAUAUCAAUUUCUCUGAAAUCGAUUAACCUGAAUAAAAUAAUUAAUUGACUGAUACAGAAAGACCUUAAAAAACAUCAAAGAAACAACUUGAAGCUUAACUUUAAAUUUAAAAUCAAUAAUAGGAAAGCCAAAUUUAACAUAGACAAGCUUAAUAAGAUUAAGCUGCUUAUGGAGAUGAUGAAGAUCAAGGUGAGGAUGAAGACGAAGAAGAUGAUGGAUAAUGA
Messenger RNA from Tetrahymena thermophila SB210, 1605 nucleotides. RefSeq lists its product as hypothetical. The record is from RefSeq and is a predicted model, not a curated record. Lineage: Eukaryota; Ciliophora; Oligohymenophorea; Hymenostomatida; Tetrahymenidae. The transcript is spliced from 7 exons.